AUGAGUACAGACUUCAACAAACUCCUUUUUGACAUUUCUGAGGCUUUGGUCACAGAUGAGCUGGCAGCUCUGAAGUUUCUCAGCCUGGAGCACAUCCCCAUGAGGAAGCUGGAAGCCAUUCAGGAGCCCAAGGCCUUCUUUGAAGCGCUGCAGGAGAAAGGCAUGAUCGAGGUGGGGAGCCUGUCCUUCCUGAAGGAGCUGCUCUACCGGAUCAAUCGGAUGGACCUUCUGGCUGCCCAGCUGGGCUCCAGCCGAGAGGAGAUGGAGAGCGAGCUUCAGAUCCCAGGCAGGGCAAAGGUGUCAGCCUACAGGCAACUGCUAUAUGGAAUUGCAGAGGACUUGACUCCAGAAGAUGUCAAGAGCAUGAAGUUCCUGCUCCAAAAACAAAUACCAAAGAACAAGCUCCAGGAUAAUGCUUCAAUGUUGAAGGUCUUUCUGGAAAUGGAAAGAAAGGGGAUAAUUAAAGAAGAUGACCUGGCAAUGCUGAAAGAUACAUUAAAGGGAUUUAGAGCUGACAUAAAGAAAAAAAUUGAUACCUAUGAAGAAAAAAAGAAAGAAAAUGAUUCUAAGCAAGAAAUCCCCUAUCCAGUGGCUGUGUCUGUGCAUCCAGCAGGACAAGGAGCAGAGAGGGAGAUACCACGCUUGGUUGUGGAAUCAUACAAGAUGAAAAAUAACCCCCAUGGUUAUUGUGUGAUUCUUAACAACUACAUUUUUAAAAAUCCAUAUGAAGCCAGAGAAGGAACAGUGAAAGAUGGAGAGGCUGUGAAGAGGGUGUUUAAGUGGCUUCAGUUUGAGACAGUUGAGCACAUGGAUCUAGAAGCGAAGCAAAUGUAUGCAAAAGUUAAAGAAUACAGCAAAAAAGAUCAUAGUAACAUGGACUGUUUUGUUUGCUUCAUUUUUUCCCAUGGUGAAAAAGACAAAAUAAAAGGUGUUGAUCAUGAGUUUGUAAAUAUAAAAGAUUUACUCUCCUGCUUCAGUGGAUCUAAUUGUCCUUCUCUUGCUGGCAAACCCAAGCUGUUUUUCAUCCAGGCUUGCCAAGGCUCUGUAGGUCAUCCAGUUGUCACAGUGAAAGAAGACUUUUCUGACCACCUUGAGACGGAUGCUACCCCUCUGACUUCCAUUCCUGAUCAGGCUGAUAUUCUUGUUGGCAUGGCUACGGUGGAAGACUAUGAGUGCUACCGCUGUACAAAGACUGGCAGUGUUUACGUUCAAUGCCUCUGUGACAAGAUGGAGUUGCUUUGCCCACUGCACAAGGAUCUCAUAACCAUCCUGACAGAAGUGAACAAGGAGGUGGGAGGAAGAGUAUUAAAUGGAUGGAAGCAGAUGCCAAAGAUAACGUCAACCCUACGGAAGCAAUUGAUCUUCCAAAUUCCACAAUGCCAGUCAACUGAAAAGUAG
This is a messenger RNA of Phaethon lepturus (White-tailed tropicbird), 1398 nucleotides long. RefSeq names its product caspase-8-like. The transcript is spliced from 7 exons. Lineage: Eukaryota; Metazoa; Chordata; Aves; Phaethontiformes; Phaethontidae. The coding region runs from base 1 to 1398 and encodes 465 amino acids. Gene Ontology annotation, molecular function: protein binding; cysteine-type endopeptidase activity. Gene Ontology annotation, biological process: regulation of apoptotic process; apoptotic process; proteolysis. The record is from RefSeq and is a predicted model, not a curated record.